GGCAGCUCGAGCGAACCGUUCGUUUCAAAAGUGACGCGCUCGUUGGUUGCUACACACCGUUGUUUGUUAUGGCGAGACUUUUUUCUGUUUUUCGGAAGUAAUUUUUUGCUUUCACGGAAAUAUCCGUACAAGAAGAAGGAACCAAAAAAGUAGGCAAAACAGAAUUAUCGAUUAUCUUGGGUUUCGAUUAGGCGUUUGAGAUUAUCGGUCAGCGAAAGUGUCCAUGAACAAAACAGUGUUGCACCUAGCGAAGAGAAUUUUAUAUAAGGUGAAUGAUUUGUUGGUGAAGUGGCCUUAUCAGAGCUACAUUUUCGCUGUUUGUGAGUUAGGAUUUGUGGAAAUAGCGAUUCGUGACGAGAAGAAGAGGAAACGGUAGCGAUUGCAUCAUUUUUGCGAGCUUUGCUUAUCGCAUACAUUUUUUGAUAUACUCACUUGGCGUAAUCUGAACGGGACAAGUGUAUCGCACCGGCGAAUGACGGAAUAAAAACAUAUACACACGCACACGGUAGUGAGGUUGUAAUAUGAAUUUUUAAUUAUACCAGUGAAGUAAUCGCAGCAUCAAAGUAGCAAUUUUGCUCGUUCUGAGUGAAUCUGGUGGAAUAAUUUGGUUCGAAUCUAUUCUAUGGUGGAGUAUGCUAAUCUCAAUGGAGCUCGUAUUUUUUGUGGUGAAAAACUACUGGUUAGAAGCGAUCUGUUUGAAGUGAUUUUCGAAAGUAAACUAUUUUCGGCGAAAUUAGUGGUUGAGUGUAAGUGAAUUAUUGUCACCACAGUUAGUUAAAUCUUUGUCAAAAAUGUCCGUACAAGCGAAACGACAGCACUGCUAUCUGUGCGAUCUGCCCAGGAUGCCAUGGGCAAUGAUCCACGAUUUUUCCGAGGCCGUUUGCCGAGGUUGUGUAAAUUACGAGGGAGCAGAUCGGAUUGAGUUGGUUCUGGAUGGAGCCAGACAGAUGAAACGGAUCCAUGCCGGUGCCGGCGGCGGUGGCGGUGGUGGAUCCGGCGGCAGCGGCAGUGGAGGUGGUAAACGUGGCCACGAAAACGGCGAGAUGCCGCAUCGGUCGGUUCCGCAGGCACAUCAUCACUACUCGGUGCGAACCGGUCCCAAUGGGCCGACUUUGGUUGAUUUUACACAAAAGCACGAGCCACACGACAUACCCGGAGUACGCCCGGGGGCACGUCUACAACAGCAUAUACCACCACAUCACUUACCGCAUGCCAACAGGCAGCAGGUGCCGCCGGCACUUUCCGUCAACCUGAAGCGGCCACCGCCGGAGGAUGACGACCACGGACCGAUGGACGGACCGACCGGCAGUGCCAAGCGUGGUCCAGAGGAUCCCGGUUCCAUUCAGCGGCCACCGUUGACGCGCGGUGAAUCACUGCCGGCGGUACCGUUCGUACCGGAUCGUCAGCCCAGCUACAAAGAUAAGCACCCGGUGCGAACAGCUUCUUUCGAUGCGACCACAUUCAAGCCAGCUGACCAAAAACAUCAAAACAUGGGGAUUUACGUGAACGCCCCUGUUGUGCAACGUUACAAAUUGUACCCAACCGUGAUACCGAUUCCACCGGUUUCCAUGGGCGAUUCUACACCACCGACCCCAUCGGUAGCCCCGCUGCAAAGCCCGAUGGCGAACCUUAUGUCGAUCACGGAAACUCUUCCACCGGGCAGCCCCCGGAACGGCCCGAGCCCGCCGGGACCACCACCGCCUCGUACGGCUUCUAGAGGUUCCCAGCAUUCACCCAACAGCUCCGGAUCAUCCAGUGGUCGACGGUCGUCCGGCUCCCGGCAUGUGUCCAGCACGACGGUAACAUCAAGCGAAGCACAACAAUCGAAUCCAGCAGGAGUUCCCGGCGGAGCGUCCACCCCGAACGGAAAUGGAUCCAAUGGCAACGGCAGCACAACACCGAUUACGCUCGGACCGCUCGGCGGGCCCACAAUCGGGCCACAGCAACCUCCCCAGUCACAAUCGGGUCCGCAACCACCACCGGAAAAUGUCGGAGGAAUGGCACCGGGGGCACCGGGUGGUCCUCCGGGUACACCGGGUACUGCGGGACCUCCGGGUCCGGGUGCACAGCAGGGUAUCAACGGUCCUGCACCCAACAGUGGUACCGGAGGACCUGCCCCGGCACCGGCACCGAACCCGACGCUCAAGUGUACCAUUUGCCAGGAACGACUGGAAGAUACCCACUUUGUGCAGUGUCCUUCGGUGGGACAUCAUAAAUUCUGCUUCCCCUGCAGCCGCGAGAGCAUCAAACGUCAGGGCUCCGGCGCCGAGGUGUACUGCCCAAGUGGCGAAAAGUGUCCACUGGCCAAUUCGACGAUACCGUGGGCCUUUAUGCAGGGUGAGAUCGCCACCAUCCUGGGCGAGGAGUUGAAGGUGAAAAAGGAGCGCGAAACGUAGAGCCAUGGUAGCGAUGGUGACGAGCUGACGUCGUCCUCCUACCGAUAUUUGUACUAUUACAAUAACAAUAGCAGCAGCAGCAGCACCAACAACAACAGCACUAGCAAUGGUAAUAACGACAGUAGUCGCAACGGUGGUAACGUCCACUACCUAACGGAUGUAACGGCCGUCCCGCACGAUCACGUUGGGCAGCAUCACCACUAUCAGCCGAUUCAGCAGCAUCAGCAACAACCAUUGGGCUCAACCACAUCCUGGGUAGUAGCAUCACAUCAUGGUUCAGCGGCUACUGUUCAGCAACCGGCGCCUGCUGUUGGUUGGGAAUUCAGCAAUGUUGGAACACGCAGUGGGCUCGAUUGAAUGGCACACUGUACACCGGUCAGACGGUAUUUGAAAGUCCGCCUAGUUGUACUUGCUAUGCUAUGACACUAGAAACAGCGAGAGAAUCUCGUCAGAGGUACGUUCUUAGGGAUGAUUUUGACAAACUAUUGGUAAAUGAUAAGAAGACGAACGAGAAGAAACAUUUCAUAUGAAACCUUUUUUGGGAUACCAUAGCAGGAACAAUUGUUGUACAUAAUCAAAACAUAAGAUAUAAGCGAAACGCGGCGAACUGGACUCCUGCAACGGACAAACGUUCGGCGGUGGAGUUUCUCCGCACUUUGUAAUGCGUACGAAGAGGUUACGCACUGAAAACGGUUACUUUUUGGCACAUCUCGAGCAACCCAUCGGAUACAGAUGGGGCGGGAUCUAAAACAACACUAAUCUUUUGUAUGUUUUCUUAUUUCUUACACACACAAGAAAAAAAAAACGUGCAUAUAAAAUUAUGCACAAAUAAUUAGUCGUAGCAGAAUAACACAGAAUUCUUAGUGAUAAUCAAUAAGUUGGGUAAGAAAACCAAUUGGAGGAAACAAAUGUGAAUAAUCGAUAACAGUACACAUACAUACUAAUGAGUAGAAGUUGAAAAUUCCCUUACAAUGAACACGUUUGUUUUUAUACAGAUUUUUAAUUAGUUAAGAAUUUUAUAUUUUAAUGUGAGGAAAGGCAAGCAUAAUCGAUGAUACAAAACAAACCAUAAAAAAGCCGGAAUAUGCGCUGCAGUUACUAUGCGAGAGCCAGUUUAGAUGUUUUGUAUAAGGUUGAAUCCGGACCGAGCCGGAACCACUUUUGUAGAAAAAAAGCGAUGUGUGAAACAAAUCAAAUAACUCUAUUUUAAGAGUUGACUUAUUUAAUUUUUUUUAUCGCUAUUAUCUUUAUCCAUACUUUAAACAGCAUGAAUAUUUAUGAUUAGUUGCUAGUUUUUAACUAUGAUACCUGUAAAUAGCCGAGAGGUUCUAGAGUAGAGCAGAAAAUUGAAAAAAAUUUUGUUUUUAAUUUAACAAUUUUAAAUGAAUGAAAAGAACCAUGUUAUUGUGAGAAAAAAAAACAGUUCAUAAAUACAGAGCAACAUUAUUGGUCGUAAAAUCUUCAGUUUAUUUUCUUCCUUUCCUCCCAGUUUAGUUUUGUUUCGUUCGUAAAAGUUUUCAGUUGCUGCUACUCGUCUCAGUUUGUGUUUUUCCAGUGGAAUGCAGAUAAGUUUUGAUGUAAAUCCAACUACUGGGAACGGUUGCUCGUGAUGUAAUUCUGCAUCCGGGAACGUAAUUAUUGGUUCUUCGUUGCGGUGUGAAAACAUUAAGGUGCCGAACGUUUCAGGAUCAAAUACAAUCAAAGUUGUUUUACGAGAAUUUCACUAUGAAGGAGUCAAUAUCUAUUCAUCGCAUACAUUAAAACUAUUAUUCAGAGUGAGAUCUGCUAAUCUAGUCAAUGCAUAGGUUCAAAAAAUGAAAAUUUGAACAUUCGCUUUGAAUCUUUGAAUUGUUGCGACACUAAAACAGAAGUACUACACAUUUUCACAUUAAGUUGGCUGUGAUAUUGCUUAUCAGGACCGAACUACUACUAUUGGUACAAUUACUCGAAGUCUUUUACAACGGCUUCGAAUAGAUUUUCAAAACGCAUCAGUGAUCCUGCAGACUUACUUCAAUUGACACUAUUGACCAGUGUUCUUAAAUGCUUUUGAAAACUUCCUAUAAUUCAUCGUUUGCACUUCUUAUUCUUAUAAAUCAUUGGAUCCAAUUUGAUCACCUAGAAAAUCACUCUUUGGACAUUUAACGGAUACAAUUUUGCAUUUGUUUUGUUUUGCUUUUCUCAAUAGAAAAGUAAUAGAAUUGCUGGAAAACCCGACUUUCGAAUGGAGUCUUGGAGACCCAUAGUGUUGCAAUAUAUCAUUCGACUCAGCUUGACGAGAUCGAAAAAGCCUAUGUGUAGGGGACGGGUAUAGGGUGAUGGGUAAGUCGAUGCCCUUUCACGCAGCCCACCUGGGUUCGAUUCUCAACCCCGCACAUAGGGUCAGAAAAUUUUUCUGGUCCGAAGAGGCGAAUGACCUUAAGGUUAAAACCUCUAUAAUCGAAAAAAAGCCUAUGUGUAUCUGCGUGCACUUUUCAACGACUUUAUUACCGCCUACAUAUUCUAAAAGAUGGCUGAACCGAUUUAAACAAAUCUAAACUUGUUUGAAAGCUACUAUAGAAUUGGGGAUUAAGUUCGAAGAUCAAAUGACAUGCAUUCCCGGUUCCGGAGAGAUAAUGGCAGAACUGUCGCAACCGGUAUAACCCGUUGUUUUUACCGCUCAAAGAUAUCUGAGCCGAUUUCUAGAAUCUAGGAUCGCUUGAAAGCUACUAUUGAAUUGUGGAUAAAGUUCAAAAAUCAAAUGGUUGUCACUUCCGGUAGAUAUAAUAGUAUAAAUGACAUAACCGGCUCACCGUACGUUUUCCAUCUGCUAAAUUGUCUCGAAGAUGAAUCAACGAAUUUUGAUAAACUUAGGCUUAUUUGAAAGCUAGCAAUGUCAAAAAAAUUUGGAAAAGAUAUGUCGAAAAUUUCCGGUUCAAGAGAUGUAAACUUAUACGUAACCGACAAAUCCAAGUAUUUUUAUUGCACCAAAACUUCUCGGAGAUGAAAGAAUUGAUUUCGAAAGACUUAGACUUGAAUGCUACUAUUAGGAUAUUUGAUAAGCUCACAAUACUAAUGGCCGAGGAUAUAAUCUUACAAAUGUUUUAAUGAGACUCUUUAAAUGGCAAGAGAAAGGCAUUAUUACACCAUUUGAUUGAUUAGGAUGGGUUUUUCACGCUUGACCCUAACCCAAUUAAAUAAAAGCUCUACAAAAAAUGAAAAAAUGAAUUCUCCAAGCUCAAAUAAUUAUUUUAGCGUGUUGCUUAAAAGUACCCAUGGAACCUUUGGCAACUUAGUAAAUGUAUGGUACAAGUUUCCAAAGUUCUGAACAAAUUGCGCGUAAGUUUCCAAGUAAAAUUGUUUUCACGUUUCGUCUUCGACUUAUCAGUGCGUUGACAGUUUAUAUUGUACGGAAGUGCAAUGUCUAAAAUGACGUCUUGGACAAAUCCACAAGUUAUUCGUUACUGUUAUUCUGAUAAAGUCAUCAUAUAACUGGUAUGUCGUUUACGGUUUUUUGAUAUCCAACUAAAUGUUUUGUUAUUUUACUUAACUCAAAUCAGUUUACUUCUACGAAGUUGUUUACUAUAUCGAAUAUGUGUCUUCCAUUUACUCGGUCCAUCGCCGUUCGCCGCCAACCAGUCAAAGAAUAAAUAAGUCGAAAAUCUCCCUGCCAUUGAUCGAUCCAGGUUGCUCAUAGUGUUCCUCUAUUACUGGAUAGCAGUGUUGGUGAUUGCCGAUAAUUUGACAGAAGCUGCUCGAUAUUUAUUUAUAUUGUAUACAGCAUUUUCAAUCCGGUAGAAGAUGCUACAAGAACUCGUGUCUCUCAAUGCAUGAACCGUGAGAAGGUUUUUCUACAUUUCUUCGCUCCACUCUAUAGUCUGAGUAUUUCACGGCCCUUAAAAAAAAUUACAGUCACAUAAUGAUCGUUGCUGUGUGGAAUUUCCCAAGAGAGAAUCGCAAGUUGACAAUUAUCGCAGAAAAUUGAAUCGAUUUGAUGAUUCUCAUACUAGGUUGAAAUAUUUCAAAACCCUUGUGUGGAGUAUUCACAUACAUUUAUGCAAAGAUUAUAUGUACAUAGUUAGAAUAAGCGGCAAUAGUAAAAUGAUUCUAUCGCAAUUAUCCACUACCCGUAUAGAAUCGGAUCGCAAAACGAGAAUGAGCGACCGUUUGUUGCUUAAGAGAGAAUCCCCACUCUGUGCUAACCCGUGAUGCUCAGACGGGUCAUCGAGAGAAAUUCGCUCCCGCAUUGGUGUCCAUUCUAUGUUUAAUGAACCAUGCCGGUUUUUUGUUGCUGAGAUGAUAUCAGUCUUUUUUGAUAGCACUGAUUGAAUCGGGUAAUUUGUGUGAAGAGUUGCUAGAGAGCGUUCUUUGAUACGAUAAAAGCCAUCCUUGCUGGUGUGUUGUAAUUCUCUUCCUUGGAUAAGGCGGGUCAUUAUUUUUUUAAGGUUCACUAUUAACGCCCUCGUCCAUUGGUUUAGUAUCGCUGUUGUCAUUGGAAAUAACGUCCUGUGGAUUUCUUGUCCGAUUGGUGUUAUUUUUCCAAGUGUUGGGCUCGUUUUUAGUUUCCAAGCGUAUCUUGUUGUACAUUGGUUACAGAUGAUGGUUUCGUUGAUGAGAAUAGUUUUAGUGUUACCAAGUUAUUUUUUUCCGUUUUCACACAAGACUUACCAUAGUGAACCGUUUGUAUUGACACGUGUUUUGCUUGUUUUCGUAGGUGAAUUGCGAUCUACGCCUUCUAGUUGGUCGAUCAACAGUGCUAGCUGGGCGCCUUCUAGCUGAUGCAAAAUCGCCCUCAGUCAAAGUCAAAGUAAACGAGAAUUCUUGCCUAGAUCCGUCGCUAAAUUUCUCAGUUGGUAUCAUUGUCAGACUUGUUAGUAAGUCUAGAUACACGAAUUCCUUGACCAUCGCGAUUUGAUCACCGUCGCUCCGAACUCGAAAUGGGAGUUCAACAUUCUCGUCUAUUUAACCUCUCCCUCUUAUACAUUUUGUCUUCAGGAUUAAAAUUAUGUCAAUCCUGCUGGCUUCAGCUCUCAAUCUGAUGUACGUUUCCGACAUCGCCUCAAAGUGCCGCACCAUGAUAUCAAAGUCAAACGAGCAGAACUUCUUUUGUAGUAAAAUACAAAAUACAAGCAACAUUCAUUCAUGGAGCUGUGGUUGAACUUUGCACUCGAAAUAAGGAAGGUACUGAAAAUUUAUAAACUUUUCUGGUGAAGAAAAUGCACAUUCGAAGUUUGUCCAAAAAGUAUCGCAUAUUUUGAUUUUUCGCGGGCUACGUAUGUUCAAUUUUUGAUCUUUUGGUGACGUUAUGCUGGUACUCAUGCCAGUUUUUGCACAUAUAUUGUGCGUGGACGUGCUUUAGCUUGUCUUCGAUUUUCGUCUAUCCAAAAAAGAUUUCAUAAGUUGUAUCACAUUUUAAGUGGAUAACAACUUAAAGUGCGCGGAUGGAUUUAGAAUGAUGACUGUUGCAUAUGGCGAAGUGUCAAAUAUUCUCAACAUUUCACGAUAAAUUGUAUCAGUAUUUUAAAACUGUAUCGAAAUGUUUGAACAUGUGAUAAAUAUACUGUAAAAAUGCGUCUCAGAAAACGUGUGUUCACACGGUUUUUUAGAAGUAAAAAAAUAGAAUACGAUUUUGAAAAGAAUGCCCCGCUCAUUUUGUCGACUAAACGAGGAUCUCAAUAUCACAGUUGGCGAACAAAGCAAAAGAGUUUUCGUUUAUUGUAAAUAAGAAAAAUUUCUUUCAUCUGCUCUGGGCGUGAAGAGUUUUUUCGCUUUAUAGAAUUUACACCAUUAUACAUUCGCAUCCUCUCAUUCUGCUACUACUACGAAUGGCCGAUAUCAGCCAGUCAUCGCCGGUCAUCAAUAGACAUACGAAUAGACGUGCGAUAGGGGCUUUUGAGUAGGAGACAUAGCAUUUAUUGUUUCUAAUUAACUAGACUUUUAUGCAACCCACAAUACUUAUAAAAUGUCUAGUUUACAGUUAGCUUGAAAGUGAUCGAAAUUUAAUUUGAGUUAUAUUGUUUGUUGUUUUAUUUCUCGCUAUCUCUGUGAGAUCGUCUAAUGUUUCUCAACUGGGUUGAAUAUAGGAUGGAUUGUAUAGGGUCCGCAAAUUGAAGUACUAAAUUGCAACAAACUGAUAAAUCGUUCCUAACAAAAAAACAUAUUGAAAAUUCAUUCCAUUCCACUUGGAAACAAAUCAUUUUUAUUUUCAAAAUGCUCUAGUGAAAUUGAACUUGUUCGCUCUUGAGUUUACCACCAACUCGCCGCAGGUGAUCGAGUAACGCUUCAGACAGCGAAGCCACUCCGAGUUCGAAAUGAAAGCUGGAAUGUAUUCUGCAAUCCAGAAUUGAAUUUUAUUCGCUUUGUGACCCGGUGACAAGUCUUGUCGGAAUACUCAAUUCCUGGAACCAAAAUGACGACAUCGAUGAAACUCUGUAGAACUACACACUUUUCUUGUGUUUCGCUGAAUCUCACAAAAUGUUUACCGAGAUUUGUAACGCCGGUAAUCAUCUCGGCGAAAGAAAAUAUUGCUGUGUCUCGGUAAUCACAAAUUUGACAGUUUUUACCGAACUCGUCAGCAAAAAGUUUACUGGCUGUUUGGCAUAACCUUUACUGAAUGUUCGGUAAAACAACGAAGUGAAAUUUAUGAAUUACUGAGCUUUUUAGCAAUUAAAAGUAAACAUAGAAUUUCCUUUUUUUGUAAAUUAUAAACAUUCAAUUAGAGAUCAAGAGUUCAUUAUGUUUUACUUAUGUUUCGAGUACGUACAAUUAUUAAUAUGCAAUUCGGACUAACCGCCGAUUACCGAAUAUGUUGGUUGGCAUGUUGUUGAAGUUCUUCGACUUAUCCCAUAAAGAUUUCUUGAUAAUGGAAGCCGGAUCUGGAAGGUGCCUUCUAUAAAUAGUGUACAAUAAUUUGUAGUUAUUAUACUUAUACUACUUACUUUUGGACUAAUUCCAUUUCUUCUAAUGGUUACCGAAAAAUUUUUCGUUUUCAGAAAACGAUUGCGUAGUGCCAAGCGAAAAUGUAAAACAUAAAUGACAGUUGUCUUGUCCAAUUUGUAAAAGCUACUAUAUGUUCCGAAAUUUCGGCAAACGCGUGUGCUGAUUUCGAGAUUAUUGUCAAUUACAGAAGAGUUCAGCACAAGAUUUUGCCAAGUAUCGGCAAGAACAUGCACUUUGUCGAAUCGUCAGUAAAUCUACAAAACGAGUUUCGAAAAACAUAAUAUUGAUAACUGAGCAAUCUGCAAAAUUGUGUGUUGCCGAUGUGACUCGGUAUAUUACUUUACCGAGCUUGAGGAUGAGUUUUAUGUGUAUAAAAUCCGGUGAGUAUUUUGACUGGUUAUCACCCCCAAACAAACAUCACCGAUACUGGGUUCAGUCACCUGGCAGCCGUAAGCACAUUAUCAUAGGAUCGUGAUUCUUCUGGCAACCAAACUCUGUCAUUUUGCUUUUCUGGCAACCAAAGUCUGUCAUUUUGCUGGCAACCAGCUCUGUCGUUUUACUUCAGCCCGGUGGCAACAAUAAGGCGCUCCAGCUAGUGCUAUCGUAACCAACAUCUCAGUCCUUCGAAGCCAUCAAAGCUAGCAAGUCAGUGAGAGCAAAGUAAACAAAAUGAAGUAAAAUACAACACUUCAUUGAUUGUGAAAGUCAGUAUUACAAUUUGGCAGCGCACGUUUCAUAACGAUAUCACAUUUAUAAUCAAACAUAAAAAAAUCAACUUUCACAGCUAAAUAUCACAGAUAUUUAGCAACAACGAACUUAUAUACUUCUUCGUUGUUUUCGUCUUUGCGGAAAAGAUGAUGGUCACGAAAACAUGGCGGCCUAGCAGAGACUUGUUUUACUUACUCAAGACCUACUGUGCGAUGUUUCUCGACAGGAAACACAAUGUUUUCAAAUUUUUCAUACGCGGCCUUCUUCAGCAGCGUCUUUACUCAUUUUGGCCGGAUCGUGUAGGGCUUGGUCUGAAGUUUAUCUUUCAGGAUGAACUGGAUGGAGACUUCGCCAAUGUAAUGGCACUACAUCGAGAAUUCUUCCUCUUGAUUUAAGAGUUUCUCGUGACCAAACCGUUUUAGAUUCACAGAUGAAAAUUAUGAAUUUUACAAGUAAUAUAAUUCUACAAGCAAUAUUAUUCAUAAAACCUAACAUGUCAAAUGACGCAAUAUUCCAUUCGAGCAGAAUUUUACAGACUCCGAGUAUAAAUUGCCUUCGGUUGGCGUGCUUUGUAAUCUAAUGUUUCAUGGCUCGUGCCGCACUGUUGCUAUCGAUCUUUCGUUUCUUAUUUCAUUCAAUUUCAAGCCUUGUAAUUUUCAAAUCACACAAUUUUACAUGUUCUUGAUUAUAAAUUUGUGUGAAAUACAACGCUACAUCUGAUGCGUUAAAUUUUCUGGUAAUUCGCCGGAGUUUAUAGUUUCAAGGAAAUCGAAAAAAACGAACAGCGGUAAACGUUAUAUCCAAAUGAUUUUUGGAAAAUUUAACAGCCCACUCAAUUUAUUGUGGUUUUCAGUGGGGCAUAGAAUGCGACAGAAUCGCCGCAGAAUAGCGAAAUAAUAAGCGUCAUAAUUACAGGUUCCAGGUUGCAGAUUUGCAUGUAAAUUUGUCGAUUUUUUUUGUAAGCAGACUCUGUAAUUUAGCAGUUUUUACAGGUUUUUGAAACUUUUAUAUACAACCUUCCAAUUUACAGACUUCUGAAAUUGCGUUGGGCUUCUUGUUUGUUUUUCAUCGUCAUACUUAUGAAUUUUAACACUUGAAUUGGAGGAUUUCUAGUAUGCAGAGGUGAAAAUUUUAUCUGGCAUCUCUACCAGGAGCUGGGCUAUUUUUUAACCCCUUCGCUGUCUGUUGUACUGAAGUUUACAACAUUUUUAUAUCAAGCAUAAGAGCGAAUAGAGAAAUAAAUCGUCUGAUGGAUUAAAAGCAAUUACAGAUUUAUAAAGUAAUAUUCUCUAGCGACAACAAUUAUUCGUUUGUUCACUAAAAGCAUCAACAAGCAUGUAUCUCUCAAAGACGACUGAAGUUUUAGAGUAGACGAUUUGCAUAUUAAUAAUUGUUUAUUUUUAUAGUUAUUAUUGAUAAUGCUUCACACGAUGUUUUGAAGACAAUUGUAUAAUUAUUCUGGUUAUAAAAAACAUGGUCAUUUAACGGUCAAUUAAAAAAAUAUUUAUAUAUUUAUGUAGUUAUUAUUGAUAAUUGCUUCACACGAUGUUUUGAAGACAAUUGUAUAAUUAUUCUGGUUAUAAAAAACAUGGUCAUUUAACGGUCAAUUAAAAAAAUAUUUUUCUGAUUUGUGAUCUCGAAGAGAUGCGAAUGACAGUUACGCUAUUUUUGCGGCAUUUUGUCGCUAUCUUGUCGCAUCGCAAUCUUCGUUAGCCGCCAGUGAAAAUUACAAUAUUAUACUUUUACUCUUUUAGAAAAUCAACCCGAAUACGAAUUAAAGUUUUUAAAUUCGGAAUCAAAGUAAUAUGAAGUUCAUCAAAUUACCCAGGUUGCUAAAUAACAAAAAGAUCUGUUGUGUCUGGGGCUCCAGUUUGACGGAUUUUCUCGCAUACAUCUGACUGACAAUGCCACAAUGUAACAAAAUGACGAGGGGUCAUCGAAACAGCUUGUGCAACGUAAUAAUUACGGUUGACGUAAUGUAGCACUUCAAUGGUCGGAUCAAAGAUAAACUCUCAUGUAUCAUUUGUCAGUUUCAGUCUUUUGAAGCAAAACAACGAGCGUCUGAUGCGUCGUAACUAUGACAAUGUCUAUGUUUGAAAAAAAUAUCAAGUUACAGUAUGAACGAUAUUGAACAAUUUGGCUGAAUAUCCUGUAAUUUCUAAAAAAAAACUUAGUAUUUAUUUAGCAUGAAGCAUUAAAGUCAAUUGAAUUUCCAUGGCGUUUAUUCGGAGCUAGUCGAGUAAUAAAAUUAAAGGUAAUUACAGCAAUCAUGGUGGGUAGAUCUAUUCGAUCACAGAGAAGAUGUAUUUCUAAGGUGAUAGACACCGGCUGAGUAGUGAUGCAGUUUGCACGCUAAACUUGAACAGAAGAUCGGCAGAGAAGUCUUCUUUCUUGUCUACAGGGUUUUAGGUUUUGUCUACUUGUAAAUUCGGAGCCAAUGAGAUCAAAACGAUUACUGCAUCCAUGCUGUAUUUAACACUCAUUUAUUUUCCUGUCGACCAUUUUGUAUGUUCCAUUUUAUUCAAACUGCUCCAAACGUACCUAAAAUAGCGUAUUUCUAAAAUGUAGCAAUCCACCUAAAACCAAACAUUUGUAAUCAAGCAUAACGAACCUAAUGGCGUAGGAUAAACCUGAUUGUAAGUGUACGUAGAAAAUCUAAAAUUAAAUUAAGAUAUACUAGGUAUAUAGUGCUAAAACAACAAACACAACUUCAACUGGUUCCAGAAGCCUUUUGGGUGGCCAAAGCGAAUCAAGUAAGCGAUAAAAAAACACAUUCAUGGGCCAAACACAGGUCACUCGAAUCCCCGGCAGCCCGAAAUGACCUCUUAAAGGUACUGCUUUCCCAUCAGCUCAUAAACUUAGAAUCAAUUGUUACAAGUUACAUUCAUUAACCACGAGAAAAAUAUAUAGUAGCUCUCGGAAGAUAGGUCUGCGUAGUGUGAGGUUCUGCAAAUCUAAGUUGGUUUCAUUGAUUGGCAGCAGCAUUAAGAAUUUUUACGAGCCAAGAAACGCAAUAACAAGGUUAGUUUUCACACAUGGUCCGGUGGAAUCUGAUUCUACCGCUUCGCUUGUAUAGUAGAAUAGGAUGUUAUUUACUUCAACUUGGUAUUUACCGAGUUGGAAACUAUAUGAACUCAAGCCUUAUUAAUUUUAAACGAGUCGAAAGAUUAUCUGUUCAUAUAUUUGUUUUCUCAAUAAAGUAUUACUCUCAUUGCAAACAAAUUUAUUCACAGUUGGUAUAGCGUUGACUCGAUAUGGCGUUCCAUUGCUUAUGUUUGCUGUUAACUGUAGUGUACAUGUGUUAUUUUUCCGUCUAGGUCUCUAAGUAAUACCCCAUUUGAGCGAGUGAAGUAUAAAAAGAACCAAAUUUUUAUUUACGCAAUUUGAUUGAAAAACUCUGACGGCAACGCCAAAUUGUAACGUUUCGUUCUAAAACACUGAAGAUAAAAGUUAACUCAAAACUGUUGGAUUACUAAAAGCAAUGCUAUUUCGUUUCAUCAGAUUCCAUUGGUUUUAUUACUCAAUUAAGCAUUUGCUGACAUGAACUGUCCACUCGCUUGCGAAGUAUGCAGGUGCAAGUUUCGUACAAGCAAAAGCCAAAAAGAACUUGCCGUAACUCGCGAGUUCUGCUGCUUCUGGCCAGUGCUAGACAGUCACACAUUGGAACACAACACUCGCCAUAUUUGUACAUAUGUGUAAAGCAUGAAACCAUUGAAAACAAACAACUAAAACGAGUACAUUGAACAGUAAUUAGAAAAAUUAGGCAUCAUUCAAAUUCACGACUACCGGAUAGGGCGUUCAAUUCCUGGACUUGAUAGCCAAUACAGCAGUUUUCAUUUGGGAUAACCGUCAAACACACCUUUGAUAUUCUAUAAGAAUGAGAAACAAUCAGAGAAACUUUUAAAUACAUUCGAACCGAAUCAUUUUGCAGAGAUGAGUACAGGAACUGAAACAUAGACACAAGACAGCAAACAAAAAUAAAAUUGUUCAAACUUUUAUAGUCGUGAAGCGGAUGAAACUUUUAGCGUGAACAUUAUUGAGAAACAGCAAUCCGCAAUCUGCAUUUUGCAUUGGUACCAACGUUUUACAACAUAAUACACGAGCACGAAUCGAUUGAAAACGAUUGAUGCGAGUACUAGCUACAUGAUAAUCCAAUAAACAUUUGCAAAGAAAACAAAAAAACUGUAGGUUAUAUAGAUUGGUACUUUGUGAACAGUCAAGUUUGUAAAUAAAUAAAACAUUCGAAAAACAUUGGAACAUAUUGAA
Messenger RNA from Malaya genurostris, 14285 nucleotides. It is a transcript of the gene Pits, whose product is annotated as interferon regulatory factor 2-binding protein 1. Gene Ontology annotation, biological process: regulation of transcription by RNA polymerase II. The transcript has 5 exons. The coding region runs from base 792 to 2396 and encodes 534 amino acids. Lineage: Eukaryota; Metazoa; Arthropoda; Insecta; Diptera; Culicidae. The record is from RefSeq and is a predicted model, not a curated record. Gene Ontology annotation, cellular component: nucleus. Gene Ontology annotation, molecular function: transcription corepressor activity.